Molecule: messenger RNA, 2791 nt
Organism: Striga asiatica
Lineage: Eukaryota; Viridiplantae; Streptophyta; Magnoliopsida; Lamiales; Orobanchaceae
Source: the annotation of a GenBank genome assembly
CAAUUACCUAAACUGCCCCUUCUUUUUCCUUGAAUUUGCCGCCGACGCCAUCACUGUGACAAAACGCUAACCCCUCUACAAAACCCUGAAACUUCAUGUCUGCGCACAUCCAAAGACCCAAAAUGGGGACGAGGCAGCCGAAGCAAAACAGCUCCGACAAACCAAAGCUCAAGGAUAAGGGAAAGAAAAUCUUGGAGACAUUGAAGGAGAAAAACAUAGAGGAAAAUUUGAGAAGGAUUAAGGAAGCAGAGACAGAAGAUGAGAGCUCUGAUGAUUCACCUUUUGAUUCUGGACCGGAAGAGGAUGAGGAUGAGGACGAGAGUUUAUCUGAAGAAGGUGACUCAUCAAGUGAAUCUGGAUCCGAGCAAAGUAACUUCUCUGAGGAUGAGGAUAACUUUCAAUCAGGUGAUGAUGAUGAGGCCGGAGACGCUAGUGAUGAUGUGGACCAUUCACGUGGAGAUGUUCAUACUGGAGAUGGCAAUGAAAGUAAAAGUGACGAUUCUCGCGAUGUAGUUGAGGAGAGUGAUUCAUCUGAAGACGAGGUCGCACCACGUAACACCGUUGGAAAUGUUCCUCUCGAGUGGUACAAGGAUGAGGAGCAUAUCGGAUAUGAUUUAGCUGGGAAGAAGAUUAAGAAGAAAGAAAGACAGAGCAUGCUGGAUUUUCAUCUUGCAAGGGCUGAUGAUUCAAAGAGUUGGCGUAAGAUAUAUGAUGAGUAUAAUGAUGAGGAAGUAGAGUUGACCAAAGAAGAGACCAAAAUGAUUAGCAGAGUACUGAAAGGAAAGGCGCCUCAUGCUGAUUUUGAUCCAUAUGCUCCCUUUGUUGAUUGGUUCGUGUGGGAUGGUGCUGGACAACCACUUUCAGGUGCACCAGAACCGAAGAGGCGUUUUAUUCCCUCAAAGUGGGAGAGUAAAAAGGUAGUCCGGUAUAUCCGAGCCAUCAGGGAGGGUCGGAUUAAACUUGACGAUAAGCCUAAGGAGGAGCCUAAAUUGUACUCAUUGUGGGACGAUUCAAGCUCUGUGGAAAGACAGGGAUUGGCAUAUAUUGCUGCACCAAAGCCUAAAUUGCCAGGUCAUGAGGAGUCUUAUAAUCCUUCUCCAGAAUACAUCCCUACACAAGAAGAAAUAAACUCGUACCAGCUCAUGUUUGAGGAAGACCGGCCUAAGUUUAUCCCGAAACAGUUCACCUCCUUGAGAAGUGUUCCCGCAUAUGAGAAAGCUGUCCAAGAAACUUUUGAUCGUUGUUUGGAUCUCUAUCUAUGCCCACGAGUUCGCAAGAAACGUAUUAAUAUUGAUCCUGAGUCAUUGAAACCGAAGCUCCCGAGCCGUAGAGAUCUUAAACCAUACCCCACGACUUGUUAUCUCGAGUACAAAGGACAUAAGGGCCCAGUAACGACCAUUACUACAGAACCCACAGGACAGUGGAUCGCAUCUGGUUCUAAGGAUGGAACUGUUCGCAUUUGGGAAGUUGAAACGGGAAGAUGUCUACAGACGUGGGACUUGGGAGAAAAUAUCGAGCAAGUUGCAUGGAAUCCUCUCCCCGAGCUUCCUAUUUUAGCUGUAGCAGCGUAUGAAAUAUGCGAAACAUUUAUUUCUUUUAUCUACUGGAUUUUUGUUGAGUAUCAUUAUUCACCAAGUCCCACCAAAAUCUGCAGGGGACAAGACGUGUUUAUUUUGAAUACUGGAUGUGGAGCAGAUGAACAAGAGAAAAGGAUUGAGGAUCUUCUCCGUGUUGGGGCCCAACAGUCAGUGGAAGAAUCUGGUAUUAGUACAUCCGUUGUCGAAUGGGGUCGGGAUGACAGGCAUGGUGGAAUCAGGUUGAAGCAUUUUAAGACUGUCACGAAAGUGGAAUGGCACCGUAAAGGAGACUAUCUCUCAACACUUAUGCCAUCUGAUAUCCUUAGACUAACACAACGAAUUCCAUUCAAGACAAAAGGAAUUCCUGUAUCAACAGCUUUUCAUCCUAGCCGCUCCAUAUUCUUUACGGCAUCAAAGAAGGAUGUUCGCGUCUAUGACUUGCUAAAGCAAAAGCUCAUUAAAAAGCUUGAUGCUGGAGUCCGUGAAAUCUCUUCCAUAGCUAUACACCCUGGAGGUGAUAAUGCCAUUGUUGGAAGCAAAGAUGGAAAGUUGUGUUGGUUUGACAUGGACCUGUCAUCUCGGCCUUACAGAGUCCUCAGGUGUCAUCCAAAGGACAUUACUGGGGUUGCUUACCAUCGGUCAUACCCUUUAUUUGCCUCGUGCUCAGAUGAUUGCACGGCAUAUGUUUUUCAUGGCAUGGUUUAUUCUGAUCUAAAUCAGAACCCUCUGAUUGUUCCUUUGGAGAUCCUUCGAGGGCAUUCAAGUGCUGAUGGACGAGGAGUUUUGGAUCUCAAGUUCCACCCGAGACAACCUUGGCUGUUCACAGCGGGUGCAGAUUCUUUGAUCAAGCUCUAUUGUCACUAAGGAGAAUACUUUUCUUGCUUACAGAAGCCCAUUUAAGAGUAUUACUUAUCAUCUGUCCAGCACAAUAGUUUUCAUCCAUAAAAGAAGGUUGGUCGAAAUUGCUGUUUCUGGUGUUUUCAUCCUUUUUCGAGUUGAUUAAUUUUGCGUAGGUCAUUGAUACUUGUAGCCCAAGUUUUACCUUUUGUGUUACCUUACUAAAGUUUGUCAUUUUAUAUAGUUGGAUUAUAACUGUAUGUUGUGAUUAUGUAACUCAUAUAUUAUGGAAUAUUGUGUUAUUUAUGAAGUUGCGCUGUUUAUGAAAGAUGGUUGAAGAAGAGAUUGAAUACAUUUCAACUUUUAUUUUAUAUGUG